Molecule: messenger RNA, 1017 nt
Organism: Anopheles merus
Lineage: Eukaryota; Metazoa; Arthropoda; Insecta; Diptera; Culicidae
Exons: 4
Coding region: 434-838 (134 amino acids)
Biological process (GO): regulation of transcription by RNA polymerase II
Cellular component (GO): nucleus; transcription regulator complex
Source: RefSeq, a predicted model, not a curated record
AUUGCGUGACGCAAGCUGGUAUCUGUUCGCUGCGUUCUGCAUGGAUGUGUCAACACAUUUUACAAAGAAAAACAUUAACAAACAGCAAUAAUGCCUAUUAUUUAAAGGCUUUACAACUGAUUAUAAUGUUAAAUAAAAACUGUAAAAUCCUUUCCAGUUGUACCCAAAACAGUGCAAAGCAUGUUUACGUUUUUUGCAUACAGGCGGUCCCCGAGAUACAUGGUACCUCUUAGGCCGCAAAUACACGACGCGCGUUUUCCGCGCCCGCGUUCAAACGCGUAUAACAGUAGAACAGUUCCGCAGAGAUGUCCACCAUGAACAUUUCUGCGUUUCCGCGGUAGCGCGUUCGAAUGACAUUUCAUCAUUGUUUACAUUUUGGCCGGUAAAACGUUGUUUGUUGUAUUUGCGUGAAAUUUACGAUAAAAACACAAAAAUGGAUUAUAUGCCGGACAAAAAAAAGAGGAAGAAGAACAUCCAUAUGAGUGAGGAAAUUACUCUUGUGUUUGUAGACCUUGUGUUCCGGCAUGAAGCCAUUUGGAACCGGAAACACAAGGAUUACAAAGAUAUUAAUCGUCGGAACGACGAUUGGUGCAGCAUAGCUGACCAAGUGGGAUUGCCAGUCAAUGUGUUGAAGGACAAGUGGGCAUCACUCCAGUCUACAUAUAGAAAGUGCCGAUCAACAUACAACAAGAGUCUGGUAACUGGUUCUGGAGCUGAUGAAGUUGACAACCCCACUUGGUUUGCCUAUAGUGCGAUGCGGUUUCUCGAUGGAACAACCGAUUGUGGUAAAACGUUGAAUACCGUAAGUAAAUAUAUACAUUCGGUCCGCGUUGGUUGAACUUUGAUAUCAUCUCAAUAAUUUUAUUUGUGUUUUUGUAUGGAAAAAGCACAAGUUUAAUAGUUGACAUGCAAUCUAAGUUCUAUCAGCGAGUUCAAACUAUUUAUGUUUUAUUUUAUGUCUAUGGUUAUAUUAUUCUAUAAGCUCUUCACAUCAUUUAAACGAACGUAUUACCGAUA